Messenger RNA from Cydia strobilella, 3031 nucleotides. Its product is annotated as regucalcin-like. Gene Ontology annotation, molecular function: gluconolactonase activity; calcium ion binding. The record is from RefSeq and is a predicted model, not a curated record. Gene Ontology annotation, biological process: L-ascorbic acid biosynthetic process. Bases 288 to 1280 code for a protein of 330 amino acids. The transcript is spliced from 6 exons. NCBI's taxonomy places the organism in Eukaryota, Metazoa, Arthropoda, Insecta, Lepidoptera, Tortricidae.
AGUUACUUUAUUUUUAUUUUACUAAAAUGAAAUUAUUUUGUGGUUAAUUAAUUAUAAUAUCGGUCUGAACAUUUCGCUGUGCGUGAUUUUGUUUUAGUUAUUAUUAUACUUAUUAGAUUAGUUAUUUUCUUCAGUAGUUUACAUUUUUGUAGUUAAUAUUUCCUUGGAUCUGUUAUUAGCUUUUAUUUAUUAUAUUUAUUAGGAAUACGUAAGUAUGUUGUUUUAGUUGGUGUUAAUUUCAGCAGGAAAUUGUAUGAAAGUUUGAAGUAAGAUUAAAGAAUAUCGAAAUGGGAUCGUCAAGUUCUAAGGUAAAUAAGUCGUCAGUUGUGGAAUCAUCGACAUCAGAAAUGACGUCACCAGUCAACGAUUUUGGAAUAAAAGUGGAAGCGAUAGCGGAUUGCGCAUUUCUUCUGGGCGAAGGCCCUCAUUGGGACGAACGCGUGCAAGCUCUAUACUUCGUCAGCAUUAAUGAGAAAACUAUACACAAAUAUGAUCCGGCUAAGGAGAGCCUUACCAGCGCUACUCUAGAGGGUCGUCCAGGCUUCAUAGUACCCCUCGAAGACCACUUGGACCACUUCGUAGUGGGCUUGGAGCGCGAUUUCGUAGUUAUCCAGUGGGAUGGAACUGGGACAGCCAGGGUUGUGAGGAAACUGGGGGAGGUGGACCAGCAGUCUCCAAGGAACAGGCUGAAUGAUGGGAAGGCGGAUCCUACGGGGCGGCUCUUUGCAGGCACAAUUGGCCACGAAGACGAAAAAUUCAACCUGGACAAAAACACAGGCUCGCUCUACCGACUGGACUCGCACGGCCUCACUGCGCUCUGCGACAAGAUCUCCAUCUCCAACGGCCUCGCCUGGGACCUGAAAUCUAAGGCCAUGUAUUAUAUAGACUCUCCAGAAAGGAAGAUAAGAAGAUACGACUAUGAUGUUGAGACUGGGGACAUUUCCAAUCUCCAGUACAUGUUCGAUUUUGAGACGAACAAAGUAGAAGGAGCCCCGGACGGCUGCACCAUCGACACAAACGGCAACCUGUGGGUGGCGGUGUUCGGCGGUGGUUGUGUCCUGCAGAUAUCCCCUGAGGGCGAGUUGAUGCAGCGAGUGGAAGUUCCCGCUAAACAGGUCACCUCAUGUACCUUCGGAGGCGCCAAACUCGACACACUUUACGUAACCACGGCGCGCCUCAACAUCGCCGGAGAACAGAAACAUCCCAGCGGAUGCACUUUCAAAAUAACUGGGCUCGAAAUGACGGGUCUACCUAACAACAGGUUCAAUGACACACUAUAAGGUUGUCAAGGAUACCACUUAUAACUCAUUAGCGAUUAAACCAUCGACUGUAUCCAGGACUUCGAUACGCUUUAAACUUGGCACACUUUACUAGACUCGCUCGACACACUUUACAUAACCACGGCGCGCCUCAACAUCGAUGAAGAACCGAAACAUCCGAGUGGGUGCACUUUCAAGAUAAUUGGGCUGUAACGACAGGUUCAAUGAUGUUAGUAAUUAAACACUAUAAACUAUAAGGUUGUCUAGGAUAUCGCUUAUUAGUAGUAGUAGUAGUAGUAGUAAACACUUUAUUGCACAAAACAACACUUUAUUGCGGUGAGCUCCAUCUUAGGCCCUGUCUUCACUUUCCAUCAGGUGUGACUAGGGCCAAUCGCCGAUCAGUUUAUAAUAAAAUAAAAAAAACAAGUACUUAGUGAUUAGUGAUAAAUCCAUCGAUUUGCCCAAAACCUCGACACACUUUAGUUGACUCGACACACUUUACGUAACCACGGCGCGUCUCAACAUCGACGGCGAACAGAAACAUCCCAGCGGAUGCACUCUCAAGAUUACUGGGCUUGGUGUCACGGGUCUUUUUAACAACAGGUUCUAAGAUCAAAUAUACCAGUCAUUAACCCUAAAGUUGUCUGGGAGAGCGCUUUUUAUCGAUGAGAGAGAUUACCUUGGAUACACUUUAAGUUACCCUCGACACACUUUACUUUCAAGAUAACCUGACAGAUGCGACACAUGUGGCUGGGUGCGACUGACAGAUGUCCCUCCAGGGACCGGCCCGCUAUCCCUUAUCGGGGUUUUAUAAGGGUAUUGCAUAAGGAUUAACUCACCAUACCCUUUGCCAGACGAAACCCUUUGUUUUGGUUUAAAAAACCCUUAUAUAAAGCUACCACAUUUGAGUAAUCGGUAGCCCAAAUACCCUUACAAAACCCUUAUCAUCCGCUCACCAACACCUUGCAUAUUGCUUAUAAGGGUUAGCCUUAUAAAGGGCUUUCCUUUUAGCAUAUAAGCGUGCUAAUUUAAGUCGUCUACCUUGUUCAUAAAGCACACAUUACUUCGAAUACGAGCGAUCGUCGGCGGCGACGGCGGCGUUCUUUGACUAGGCACGUAUUUUCUUUCCUUUUCAUACACUACCGUAGAUAUAUACUAAUCCUGUCUCUUUCACGCAAAGGGAAACCUUUAUAAAAAGCGCUUAAAGAUAAGGGUAACCCUUAUUAAGGGCUAGCCUUAUAUUUGGUUAGCUUUUCAAUAAGGGUUAGUCAAAGGUAAGGGUAUGAAUGGGCUUGCAGCUUAAAAGGGAAAGUCUUUCAAUGUGUUAGCCGUGUUUAAGUGUCGCCCAUUGAAAGGGUUUUAUCGCGGAAAGGGUUGUCCGGUCCCUGUGUCCCUCUAAUAACAGGUAUAGGAUAACUAGAUUUUUUGUUUCUUGCUAAGGUGGCAGCGAUUUUGGUAGCCAUGUAAGCGUUAUUUUAUACGUCAUCUUCUAUGAAAUUAUGACGUUUAAACAACACUUGUACUGUAUGCGUUAUCAAAACCGCUGCCAACUUAGCUUGGUCUAACUGUAUGAAAUUUUGGUUACUGUAAUCGGUCAAUUGCUUAAUUUUCACGCUUCUUUGCUGUCACGUACCCUUCGUCGAUCUUCGAUUUCUAUGUCUCUAUAAAAUUGUGACAUCAUUAAAUACAACUUGAAAAGUCAAAAUUAGGCACCUAUACAUAAUGUAUUUGUUUUAUUUUAUUUUAUUAAAAAUUAUAAUAUAUUCAGCUGG